Thalassophryne amazonica is the source of this 2462-nucleotide messenger RNA. It is a transcript of the gene bbs1, whose product is annotated as Bardet-Biedl syndrome 1. Gene Ontology annotation, cellular component: BBSome; centrosome; axoneme. The record is from RefSeq and is a predicted model, not a curated record. Gene Ontology annotation, molecular function: patched binding; smoothened binding. The transcript is spliced from 7 exons. Lineage: Eukaryota; Metazoa; Chordata; Actinopteri; Batrachoidiformes; Batrachoididae. Bases 277 to 2031 code for a protein of 584 amino acids. Gene Ontology annotation, biological process: non-motile cilium assembly; protein localization to cilium.
GCUGGUCGACAUCAAACACCACAGAAGAAGAUGUCGUCAUCAAUGAGCGUCAGUGGCAAUGAUGAAGACAGAUAAAGCCGAUUUGAGGAUUAUGGAUUUAAAACUCUUUGUCAGCGUCAAAUUCUGAGUUUAAUCGAAAGAUUUCAAACUGUUCAUUUGAAGUCAGUUACACAGCAGACGAAAGGAAAGGCCACGAAGAAGGAAACAGCUCCGUGGACGGCUACGCGGUUUCCUUGACAACGGAGGCUGCUGCACCUGUUGACCAGCGUGGCUAUAAUGUCGUCUGGACCUGAGUUGACCAGUGACGCCGGGAAGUGGCUGGAUGCGCACUAUGACCCGGUGGCCGGCCUCUACACCUUCUCGUCUUGCAUGGACCUGGCUGACCUGAGUGGUGACGGUGAUAGCAGACUGGUGGUGGGUGACCUGGGCACCGGCUCAUCCUGCAUGAAGCUGAAGGUGUACCGCGGCACAGCGCUGAUGAGCGAGAACACGCUGCUCGACCUGCCCUCUGGUCUGGUGGCCUUCCUCAUGGACUUGCACGAGCCACGGAUCCCCGCCAUCGCGGUGGCAUCUGGACCCUGUGUCUAUGUGUACAAAAAUCUCAGACCGUACUUCAAGUUCACUCUGCCUGGCCUGGAGGUCAACGCCCUGGAACAGGAUGUGUGGCAGCAGGUGAAGGAGGGUCAGAUUGACCCUUUGACCAUGAAAGAGAUGCUGGAGGGCAUCAGGGAGAAGGCCGACAUCCCCCUAUCUGUCCGCUCACUAAGGUUCCUGUCUCUAGAACCAUGUGACAUGGAGGAAUUUGUCCACCUUCACAAACAGCAGCCAAUCAAACGACAGACCAUUAUCACCUGCAUCAGCACCCUGAAAAAGAGCACUGCGGACGAGGAUGGCGUCAGCUGCCUGGUGAUCGGGACUGAGAGUAACAAUGUCUACGUGCUCGACCCCGAGGCCUUCAUCAUCCUCCAUAAGAUGAUGCUGCCGACUACUCCCACCAUGAUGGAUGUAACGGGUCAGUUUGAUGUGGAGUUUCGCAUCACAGUGGCGUGUCGUGACAGCAACAUCUACAUUCUGCGCAGAGAAUCGGAGAAGCCCAAGUACUGCAUUGAGCUGUCGUCUCACCCGAUGGGUCUGGUGAGGAUCGGGAAGAACGUGGUGGUCGGCUGCACCGAUGAGAGUCUGCAGGGCUUCACGCAGAAGGGGAAGAAGCUGUGGAAGUCCAGCCUCCCUGCUCCCAUCACCACCAUGGCUGCCAUGAAUCUCCCCACUCGGGGCUUCCAGGGAGUCCUGGUAAGUCUGGCUAACAGUGAGGUCCACCUCUAUCGAGAGAAAAACCUCCUCAGUAUCAUCAGGACACCUGAUGUGAUUACCACCAUCUGCUUCGGCCGCUACGGCCGUGAGGAUGGAACCCUGAUCAUGACCACAAAGGCAGGAGGUCUUCUGGUGAAGAUCCUGAAGAGGACUGCUACCUUUGAUGACAAAGACAGUGCAUCCGGCCCGCCCUCGGCUCAGAACAUCCGCCUCAAUGUGCCUAAGAAAACAAAGCUGUAUGUGGACCAAACAUUGAGGGAGCGUGAGAAUGGCCUGGUCAUGCACCGCACCUUUCAGAUGGACCUGAGUCGGCUGCGUCUGGCAGCUGCCAAAGCCUACAUCAAAGCUUUGGAGUCCAGCCUGACGCCAGUAUCUGCCAGCCUGACCGAACCGCUCAGGAUGAACGCUGUGGUCCAGGGCCUGGGACCGUCCUUCAAGCUUACUUUGAACAUCCAAAACACGGCAGCAUGUCGAUCCAUCAUGAACCUGGCUGUUAGCUUCCUGUAUGAUGAGAGCUUGUACCAUAUGAGGAACCCAUACAUGAGAAUCCCCCUGCUGGUACCGGGACUGAUAUACCCUGUUGAGACCUUUGUGGAAUGCACAAGUGACAAAGGAAUCUCGGAUAUCAUCAAAGUGUUCGUCCUACAUGAUGGGAGGAGCACCCCCUUGCUGACGGCGCACAUCAACAUGCCCGUCAGUGAAGGUCUGGCCCUGAACUGAGAUCAGGCCCUGAAAAGCAACAUCUUAUAUAAUAUUGUGACAAAGAGGCACCGAGUGUCAUAUCCAGGGAACAUUUAGGACAUCGUGAAGGACAUCAUGAGUGUGGGUUUGAUUAAGACUUGAAGAUACAGCAAAAUAAAAGGUUUGAGUUUAGCGUUUUUAGUAGAUACGUAGAUGGAUCUUUUGUGUUAUUGCAGAUUAUACUGUACAUUGAAACUUUUCUGGAGCAACCCAGUUUGGAGCAUUAAAAAGACUAAGAUAAAUAAAAUUAAUGUAAAAUAUAUACAUGCAAACCCACACAGCCCAAGCACAUGCCCACGCCCACUACUUAAUGGAUUUUCACCACACAUUGGUGUUGGGCCUUGAAAGACUCCAUUAGAUUUUGGAGGUGAUCUGGAUCCGAUGUUAAAGACCAAACGGUCCCCCCCUGU